This is a messenger RNA of Styela clava, 7255 nucleotides long. RefSeq lists its product as uncharacterized. Gene Ontology annotation, molecular function: protein binding; GTPase activator activity. The record is from RefSeq and is a predicted model, not a curated record. Lineage: Eukaryota; Metazoa; Chordata; Ascidiacea; Stolidobranchia; Styelidae. Gene Ontology annotation, biological process: regulation of Ras protein signal transduction; signal transduction; cell migration. Gene Ontology annotation, cellular component: synaptic membrane.
AUUUCAAAACUUUUCAGCAAGUCAUAACUGACAACAGAUUAUUUUGUCGUGGCAAGUCUAUGAUAAUGUAUGUUGAUAAGCCACCAUGACUUCAGAAUCUCAAACACCAAAUGGAGUUACUCUUAAUCGGCUACGUCGCACUUUGACAUUACCAUUGUCGAAAAUGAAACCGAGAAGUAAUAGUUUCCAAAGCUCCCAUCAAAAUGCAUUGGAUGUGGAUAUCAAUAAAAAGAAUGAAGAAAGAAACAGUAAUGGACAUAAUUCACGCAAACGACUGCAACGCAAUAAUGUUUUGUCGAAUAGCAUGCGGAAUCCAGUUAAUCGCAAGGGAGAUAUUCGUGUAAGUCAAUACGAUCUAAAAAAUCAGAAGGAGAAACAAGAACAAAAUGAUUCAAUUAUAGUGGAAAAGAAAAAUGGUCAGCCGGUGAUCCAGUCUGGAAAUGGACAGGUUCUUGGCGCUAUCAAUGAAUCUGGUGAAAACUUAAUAAUUGCUCAGGACAAUUCAACAACAGGAAGAAAAGGAAAAAAGAAGCGACCAAGACGUGCCCGAAGGUGGCCCACGCAAACUUUGGCACGUGUUUUGGAAAGAAUUAGUAUUAGUAUGAAAAAAAAUGAGCAUGCUGCCUCUGUUUUACGAACAGUUACUGUUCACCGUAAACCUGGGGAAACGCUUGGUAUUUACAUUAAGGAAGUGAAACGUAAUGUUUCUAAUUCAUCAAAUUUUUCUGAUAGCGAAGGCGAUAAAAAAACAAUACCACGUUCUUGCAUAGUGAUAUCUAGAUUGGCCCAAGACAGUGUUGCGGCCAAACAAGGUAUUUUACGAAACGGGGAUGAAGUUCUUUUGGUAAACCACAGGGAUAUCAGCGAACUUUCUCUCACAGAAGUUGCUGCUAUGAUGGAUUAUCAUCAGCAGUUGGUACUUAGUGUUCGCUCGAAGUACAUUUCUGUCAAUAACAAUAAUGAAGAAAAGAUUUCUACAGAUCAAUGUGAUUGCAAAUGUACUUCAACAGACUCUAGCACAUCGCAAACGGAUUGUUGUCAUUCUCCAAACAAAUCUCCUACCUCAGUAACUAUUUGUUCACAAGAUUCUGUUUUUUCAAGUUCAAAAGUUCCAAGAUGUUCUUCCGAUUCUCUAAAUACAAAUCACACAAGAGAGGAGGCAAUACCUAGUGUUUAUGACAAUAAUUUUCCUUCAACGUUAGUGAAUAGUGUGCCCUCGCCAGACGAAGUUGAUUCUCAUAGUAAACCGAAAGGUAGGGUGGAAAUAGAAUAUGACGAAGCAUUUCAAAUUUUAUUGAAUGCUAUAAAUAGUUUUGAAAAACCUCAACCACCUUCCAUUAUAACUUGUCAAAAUUCGAAAGUCAGCAAUAGUGAUUUUCGACCCGCAAGUUACUGGGCUCCACUUAAUCAAAUUAUUUCAAAUAAUUCUGAGAAUGACAGUACGACAGGCACAAGUAUUGACAAUGAAGAUUGUUCAGGAACGAGUGAUUCUCCAAACACAAGCAUGUCCAAUACACCACAAUUUCCAAGUACUUCUGAACUUCCCUUUUCGGAUGAUCCAGAAUAUGAUGAAGUAGCGGCCUCUGAACUGGGAGAAGCACCUGGGGAUGAGGUGCAAGUGGAUGGAUGCGCUCACUUGUUUAUACCGUAUCGUAGACAAGAUUCUUUAUCGAGUGAAGUCAGCGAAAAUCUGCCUACUGUAAAUGCAGUAUAUGUAUCAACUGCUACAUCAGCUAAUGACGAGGCUCAUCAAAGCAGUGAUUAUCAUAAGGAUACCAUGAAAGUAACUCGGAUACAAGGAGAAAAUGUAACAGGGGCACAUAGUACCAAUCCGAUAAUUUCUGUGGAAAACUCUACAGUACCACUGAUGCCUCAUACAACACAAAUUGCUGCAUCUUCCUUGCAACAUCUUAAACCUGGUCAUGUUAUAACGGUUGGACAACGACGUGAAUGGUUGGAUAAAGGCAAGGAUAUAUCUCCAGAACUAAAAACAAGACUUGAUUGGGGAAAUAAAAAACGUAACGAUAUAUCUGAAAGUGCAGUUCCCGAUGUUCCUCCACGAGCAGGAGAACAUGCUUUUACAUUUUCUGAAAAGCACAGUCAGAUGUCGUCACAUCACACCGGUCGCAGAACGUCGUCUGAAUCAUCAACUGCUAGCUCCCAUAUUGUUGCCACUACACCUCUACCUCAUGAAAACUAUAUAUUGCCUGGGCCUUCAUUGGACCGAAGUCCAAUAGAAAAAAGCCCCAAAAGUUUAUUCAAAGUCCUACAACUACAACAACCUCUGAAAUUUGAAAGUUCACUCAGUUAUGAAGAAUCUAGAAAAGAUUCAAAAGCAGAUCAACAACCAGUGAUUUCAACUCCAACACAUCAAAGAACUAUUUCUAAUCCAUCAUCGAGAACUUUUUGGAGUAAAGUAACAUCCCCACCCCGGUUACGGAAAAACAGAAUCGGCAAGAAAAUUACAAAACGAAUAAUAAAGAAGAAGGGAAGUUCUGAUGGAGAUACCACUGAUCCACCUUCCACAGAUGGUUUGAAUGAUUCAGUAUCAGUUGUUGAUCGAUACCAUUUGGAAUCUGGCGAGGAUCAACGUAGACUGAGUUGUCAAUUUGUUACUGACAAUCGACCUCAUGAUCCAUCGAUAAAACCUCUCAAUUUAUCUGAUUUCAAGAAAUACAAACCACCUGUUCCGAAUGCUGAUGGCAAAUACUCACAAACACCUAUUGCUGGUUCUCUUGUUAUCACAUUGUAUGGAGCUCGAGACAUCAAGAAAACAGUAAGUGAGGUUUACUGCAUUGCACAAGUGGAUGACGAUGUUAAACACAGAAUAAGGACCAGGAUGCAACCAUGUCGCGGAUCUGUAGCAUGGAAUGAUUGUUAUGAGGCAAAAUUGGAAGAUGCCUAUGAUCUCCAUAUCACUUUGUACUCAUGGGAAGCACACGGAAACAAUCACCAUAAAACUUUAGCGAAAUCAACCUUACCUAUAUCAGAUUUAUUGUGUGGCGUCAUUGGAGUACCUGUCAAAUUAGCUGUCAAGUUAGAACCUCGUGGAACUUUAUAUAUCAAGUUGAGCGUUGAAGAUCCAUCGACUAUGGCUGGUCCUAAAGUAUUUGGUGCCGAUUUACAAAGCAUAUUAGAUAGAGAACAAUCUGGUCUUAGUAUUCCAUUGCUCGUUAAUGAUUGCAUUAGAGAGGUGGAGGCUAGAGGGAUGUCGGUGGUUGGUAUUUAUCGUCUUUGUGGUUCUGCAAUUGCUAAGAGAGAACUGAGAAAGAAAUAUGAAGACAACUCUAAAUCCGUGGAUUUAUCGCAGGAGAAUUAUCCUGACGUCAACGUAAUAACAGGAAUACUAAAAGAUUUCUUGAGAGAACUUCCGCAGCCACUUUUUCCACCAGAACUCUUGGAAGCAGUCACAAUUGCAAUGGAGAACUCCACAGCGUCCUCGAGAGUGACAAGCGUAUCAUCUCCUUUCGAACCUACUCCACCUGUAGACUUCCCCGAUCUCCUUGUCGAUGGAGUGAUAAUGGAUGAAGAUAUACCUACAGGAAGACAGAGUGCUAUUUUCAAUUUACUCGAAGUUGAGCGAAAAGUCAAUCUUCCGCCUGCCGAACGAGCUACUCUCUACGCAUUACUAAACCACCUCAAACGAGUUUCGGCAAAUCAAGUGCAAAAUAAGAUGACAUGCCAAAAUUUAGCUGUUUGUUUUGGUCCUGUCCUUCUGGGAUCAAUCAACAUGGGACCAUCCAAAGGAUUGGAUUUGACUGCUGCCAUCGGAUUCAAGCGUCAUAUUCAAGUGCUUAAUUUUAUGGUUUCCAAUUGGCCGAGAGAUCCAGUACCUUUGCAUGAUGCUGAUGACAUUCUUGAAAACAAACCUGAGAGAGUUAUUGACUCCAUUAGCAAUGGAGACAGCCGACGGGCAUCAAAACGAAUCAGCCGAGUGAGUUUAACCCGAAGAAUCAGCUACGUCUUUUCAACGCAAACUGGUUCAAACCACUCAAGCACUUCUGGUAGUUUGAACGUUGAACUUGAUAACAUUAGAACAACAAUUCCUCUCUCUAAACAAGUUUUAAACAACACAAGAAAAAGUGGAUCGCUGGUCAAAAAAUUUCGAAUUGUUGAACGCAGCAGGUUAGCCAGUAGCUUUGGAUUUCCGAAAUCACAAGACCAAUAUUUUGGAGUCGAACUUGGAUGCGUGCGCCGAAAGAGUUUUAGAUAAAGAUGGAUAUUUUCAGCAGGAUGAGCACGAUAUUCUUUUGCAAGAUUGUGAUGAUGAAUUUUUGCGAGAGAGGAGCGUUGAUGACAGCAUGCUUUUUGAAAGAUGAAUCAGAAUAGCAAUCGUGCAGAAAAUAUACUGAGAAAAAUGUACAGCAUCGCCGCAUUGUGUCGACGUAUGGAACACACAUAUAUUGCUACAAAUGUAGCAGGUGUUAUUGUGAAACAUACUGAAUAGGUAAAGGUGCAAAUAUUCAAAAUAUGACGAUACACAGAUGUUUGUAUGUUAUUCUAUUCAGUUUUUAGUCAGGUUGAUAAACCAUUCCAUUGUAAUGCCUAUUCAAAAAUGGUAACAGAUGAAUUAGGGGUCAACUUAUAUAUUUUAUACAUAGCCCGCAUAUAAACAAGACUAUUUUUGCAUCUGCUACAUUCCAACAAGUUUGGCCAACAUAAAUGGAUUUUUAUUCUUCAGUUUUUGUUUAAAUGAAUAUAAAAUUUCUGAACUAACCCAUUAUACAGAUUUUAAAUACUAAACCAUUAUUUUCGUGUUUGUAAAUUAUUAUUUCUUCCUCAUCCUAUCAUGUUAAUUGCUUUUAUCAUUAUUAAUUUUGAUUUUUCAUUCUUGUCUUUGUAUAUUGUUGCGAAUCUUUUUUUUUUCAAUACUCACACAACUGCCAUUCAAAUAAUGUUGUUCUUCGUAAUAUCUCUCUCUACAGCUUCCUUGUUUAUUUGGGAAUGCUUAUAAUACUCCAGCCAGAAUGGGGUUAAUGUUGGAACAUUUUUUGACUGAUAUAUGCUACAGUCACUACUAUGUUUUUUUUAUCAAGGGUUUUCAAUUUAUACUUCAAUGUUCUACUUUUACGAAAACAAGUCGAAUUAAGAAGUUGUAUUUUCUUAUAAAUCUUGGAAUACUUAAAUUGGACAACAAUCCAAUAUUGUUGGAAAAACAAUAAAUAACAUAAUUAGGUUUUCGUUUAUCCAUUAGCUAAAUACUUGAAAAUUUAUUUUUGAAUUUUUAUUAACAUAAGCAAUACUAGUUUACUUUGCGUUAUGAUUUGGGUUGGACUUGGACGGAUAGAUUUUAUUAUUUUUUAAUUUUCAUUUAUGUUCAUUGUGUCUGUAUGUAUGUUUCAGUAUGUUGAUGUUUUUUCCAUCAUGAUAUGUUGUACUGACUGAUUCAUCGGACAUCGGGGCCUUGUUGCAUUGGAACAGUUUCCCAAUUCCUUUUCGCCAUGAAUUUAGCAAUAGGUUCAUUUAGUGUUUGCUAUAUAAUGUAAAUUUCCGAUAUACUGAAUAUAAAUUACUAAAUUCCAAAUAAAAGCCCCCUUGAUGACAUAGUUCUCGGUGCCAACUGUUUUUAAAUUCAUUAGUAACCUAAAUUUGAACGAAAUGAAGAAAUGCAACUUAUUUACUAUAAAAUGGUACUGAUUUUACUGGAUAUUAACAUGUUUUAAUGUUUUCCUCAUGCACCUGACUGCUUUUUUUCAUUAAUGUAAUGUAACUUUUUGUGGAACUGGUGCUAGAUAACAUAUAACACCAUUUUUUUACAAUUUGAAAAUAUUGUUCACUAUUUACUGUAUAGGUAAUUAUUCAUUCUCUAUUUUCCGCCCAUCUCUUUUCAUGGUGCAAAUAUUGUGUGUAGUUGGAAUAUUCAGGUUUAGACUCACGAAGCAUAUUGUUGUUUUUAUCUUUACCGAAUGUCGUCCGUUUUGCAUCUUCAUCAUGUACAUACUUCAUUUCUUGCCAUUACGCAAGGCCAGGAUUUCAAUAUCAGAUCAUGCUUGGGCCGAAUUCUAAGUUUGUUUAUCACAUAUUUGCUGUUGUUAGGAUUAUUCCCUAACGUCCAAGCAUGUUCUGAUAAUGAUUAACUGGUCUGGCGGACAAUAUACCUCUGUUUCUUAUUUCAAUUAUAAGGUGUGUCCACACUUCGAAAGCAGCAGUAUUAAAUCCCCAGUUCCAAAACAAUACUAUUGCAUCGAGUUUGGCCAGAAUAUCAUUAAAAUUUGUCAGGCAGACAUUUCAUCAAAAUUGACUCAUAGUAGCAACACCUCACUCACUCAAGAACAGAGUAAUGAGACCACCGAGACACUUGAGAAAUGAGUUACAGAAAAUUGACCUAUGCUGUUCUAGAAUGGAUCUGGUCACUGCUCCUCAAAUGUUUUACAUUGUAAUUGGCAAAUAAGAUUAAUUUUAAAUGUAUUAACACCCGUGCUAUUGAGGUCUUAUUCAAAAUAAUUCCAACUCACGUGCAUUUCCAAAUGAUGGUCUUCGGACUGCACUAAAUUGUAUGGAAACCUGACAAAAUUUAUUCCGUUUUGUUGAAUGUCGCCCAAAACUUGGUGUAUUGCUAUCACGCACAGUAUAUCCUAUUCAGAGUUUCCUAUGUCAAAAUGUUUUUUUCAUAUUCACUGAUAUACAAAAGGUAUGAAAAGAAACAAUCGACAGCUACAUUCAUUUCUGAAUAUUUAUGAUCAAAAUACUCAUACAAUCGAAAUAAAACGUUCGCAGAAAUGUUAUUUUACUCAUACCGAAUCUAUCAAUUUCACCAAGCGAAAAGUAUUGUCUCAAUCUGCCUGUGAACAAAUGGUAUGAUGAAGCUCAAUAUCAUUGCCAAGGUUUCACACAGCACGUAAUAUCAACAUCUAAAUUAGCUUGAGGAGUGAAUUCAUUGCAUUCAGUAAUUGCAGCUUUGGUUCAUCUGAAUGCCUGUGAUCUGUUGUUCUCCACCCAAAAAUAUAAGCCGCAUUGGCCUCGCAAAUCUUAGUAUUUUUUAUCAGUUUUACGAUCUUCAAGCAUAUGACAAUAUUUUCAUUAAUGUUUUAAAUGAAUGAUCAUCCUGCCCGAAUCGGUCUCGAUAUCCGAAUAACUAUUGACUAGAGUUCGUUUGUCUGCCAGAUUUAAUCAUUGCCUUUUUAUUAAACCUUAUAGUUCAUGGUAAUGUUAUGUCAUCUGCUUCGGUGCUUUUAUUGUCUCAUUUUUUACAUUUUGUUCUACUGUAUGUGUCACUGAAUAUAUAUACUGGUACGUAAUGAGAUUUUACACUGCG